AAAUUCACCUAAUUAACUUGCAGGUAUUGGUAAUGACCCUAUUUUAUGAUUGGCUCUAAUAAUUUUUGAACUACGCAGAUAGUAUUGAAAACGAACUAACUAUCUACUUGCUGUGACUAGCGAACCGUCGCGAUUUUCGUGAGAAUAUCAAAAUUAAAAUGGCUGGUGACAAGGCGGUGUCCGUAGCUAACAAGCCUCAGAUGAGGGGGCUCCUGAACGCGGCUAUUAAGCGCAACCUGAUCCUGUCUCUGACUUUCGCUGGCAUCUCCGGCUUCGCUUUCCAACAGCUGGUUGGUGCUGCUCGCAAGAAGAGAUACGCUGAAUUCUACAGGACGUAUGAUGCUGAGAAGGAAUUCGAAGAGAUGAAGAAGAAGGGUCUCUUCCAAUCCUGCUAAGUGAAGGACAUGUAGUGUAGAAUAAUUUAUAUGCGGUGAAUAAAUGUUACUUUAAAAAUGUAUUAAAGAUCAUAAAAUCA
Molecule: messenger RNA, 475 nt
Organism: Pectinophora gossypiella (pink bollworm)
Lineage: Eukaryota; Metazoa; Arthropoda; Insecta; Lepidoptera; Gelechiidae
Gene: cype
Product: cytochrome c oxidase subunit 6C
Exons: 3
Coding region: 159-395 (78 amino acids)
Source: RefSeq, a predicted model, not a curated record